AUGCCUGCCGAUUCUGAAGUCGCAGAGAGAGACGAUAGCCCUGCCAGAGAGUCAAUCCACUCCUCACGGGAUCUUCCCCCAAUCGAGGCUGCGAGUGAGCCUGGGGAAGAAGACGAAUUUUUGGCUGAAGGCUACGAUGUCUCAUCUGUUGCGACAACGUCAGUUACUUCAACCGUCUAUGCGCAUACGGAUAUGGGCAAUCGAUGUGCUCUGAAGCCCGGUGGUUGGAUCGAACUUCAAGAGCUCCACGGCGCCCCCUUCUGCGACGACGGUACCAUGCUACCCAAUGAUCCCGUGAAAAGAAUGUAUGAUCUUGCCGGCGAGGCCUUUUCCACCUUUGGGAUGAACACGACGCUUCCCGCGAAUCUCGAACCUCUCCUGCGCGCCGCCGGCUUUGAAAACAUACAGUGCCACGUGAAGAAAGUACCUAUCGGCGUGUGGGCUAAGGACAAGACUCUCCGUCUCGUUGGGAUGUAUCAGAAGCUUGCCGUAGUCGACAUUAUGCCAACCUUUGCUGGGCGGCCCUUUGAGGCCCUGGGAAUGUCGCAAGUUGAAAGUCAAGUGGUCUUGGCGAUGGCGAGGAAGGCCCUUGAGGACACGGAGGUACAUCGAUACUUUAACUAUUAUUUCUGGUAUGCACAAAAGCCGGGUGGGGGCGUGGGAAAGGAGUAA
Molecule: messenger RNA, 672 nt
Organism: Scedosporium apiospermum
Lineage: Eukaryota; Fungi; Ascomycota; Sordariomycetes; Microascales; Microascaceae
Exons: 3
Coding region: 1-672 (223 amino acids)
Source: RefSeq, a predicted model, not a curated record